CGACAAAUGCCAAAGACCAUUUUAUUUUGUAUAUCCUUACAAAUUGAGCGUUUCAAAAAACCGAGUUACACUUUGAAUAUUCGUGGAAAUUCUAGUAUAAAGAUGAUCUUGGACGAGACAAAAUUGGACCAGAUCAUCCAGGAACUAACCGGAUUGACGGGCGGGGAGAACUGCACCCUGUCGAAGAAGGUGAUCGUGGCGCUGUGCAGGGAGGCGCGCGAAGUGUUUCUGAAUCAGCCGAUGCUCCUGGAGCUGGAUGUUCCCAUAAAGGUGUGCGGCGAUGUGCACGGCCAGUUCACAGAUCUGCUUCGAGUCUUCAAAGCGUGUGGAUUUCCGCCGCAAACGAACUAUCUGUUUCUGGGCGACUAUGUGGACAGGGGCAAGCAGUCGCUGGAGACCAUCUGCCUGCUGAUGGCCUAUAAGGUGCGCUAUCCGGAAAACUUUUUCCUGCUGCGCGGCAAUCACGAGUGCGCUGGCAUUACGCGUCUGUAUGGCUUCUACGAUGAGAUCAAGCGGCGCCACAACGUACGAACCUGGCGUGAAUUCACCGACUGCUUCGACUGCUUUCCGGCGGCCGCCGUCGUGGCUAACCGUAUCUUCUGCUGCCACGGCGGCCUGAGCCCUUCACUCGAGAGCCUGGACCAGAUCCGGAACCUGCCCCGCCCCACGGACAUCCCCAAAGAGGGCUUGCUCUGUGACCUUCUGUGGGCGGACCUGAACCGCACUGGCCUCGGUUGGGGCCACAACGACCGAGGCGUGAGCUUCACCUACGACGAGAAGAUCAUAACGGACUUUCUCGCAGCCUACAAUUUCGACCUGAUGAUCCGCGCCCACGAGGUCGUCGAGGAUGGCUACGAGAUGUUUGCCGACCGACGCCUCAUCAGCAUUUUCACGGCCCCUAACUACUGUGGACUGUGGAACAAUGCGGCGGCAGUGAUGUGUGUCAGCGCCGAGCUCGUCGUCAGCUUCGUGAUCCUGAAGCGCAAAAUCUGUAAUUAGCAAUAGAACAUCAAUAUUUGUAUGUACAGCAUACUGCAUUAUGCCUGCUGGUAUAGACAUAAGUUUAAACAUUAGUCGAUGAUACAAAUAUCCGCAUUUCUGGACAGGCAUUAUCAGAAUUUUAGUAUCCACUUUGAACUUGUCAAAUGAUUACAAAACAUUCAAAGUGCUAUUAUAUUAAAAAAUUCGCAUAUUUUACA
Drosophila pseudoobscura is the source of this 1199-nucleotide messenger RNA. Its product is annotated as serine/threonine-protein phosphatase PP-Y-like. Gene Ontology annotation, molecular function: protein serine/threonine phosphatase activity. Gene Ontology annotation, cellular component: cytoplasm; nucleus. The coding region runs from base 7 to 999 and encodes 330 amino acids. The record is from RefSeq and is a predicted model, not a curated record. NCBI's taxonomy places the organism in Eukaryota, Metazoa, Arthropoda, Insecta, Diptera, Drosophilidae. The transcript has a single exon.